Messenger RNA from Dromiciops gliroides (monito del monte), 627 nucleotides. RefSeq names its product ly6/PLAUR domain-containing protein 2-like. The record is from RefSeq and is a predicted model, not a curated record. The coding region runs from base 1 to 627 and encodes 208 amino acids. Gene Ontology annotation, molecular function: acetylcholine receptor inhibitor activity. Lineage: Eukaryota; Metazoa; Chordata; Mammalia; Microbiotheria; Microbiotheriidae. The transcript has 4 exons.
AUGGCCACUUCCCCGGAACAUUUUAGAAGGAAUUCUCAGUCCUUUAAGGAGGAGUCCCGCCCAGCCCACACACCCCUAGUCUACUACUUACCUGGGCUUGCAGGUCUGCGUGCAGGGGAGAGUCUCCCUCCAGCUCCUCGUUCCCUGAGAGUUCCACUUCUGGAGUCUCUGCCCUGCCACCCCGCAGGCUUCCCCGCUGCCCGGCCACAAACCCGAAUACCCCCCCAGCCCCUGAGAGCUUGCUUGUACACCAUGCCCAGGCCUGUCCUGGCUGUCUUCCUGCUGGCUGUGGCUGCCCUGCCCUUAGGUGGUUCCCUGAGAUGCUUCUCCUGUCCCAAGGCCACAGCCCUGUCUCUCUGCAUUGAUGUAGCCAACUGUUCAGCCGCAGAAGGAUGGUGUCAAACCAUACUGUUGUCUGUGCAAUCUGGUUACCCCUUCAUGCAGAACAAGACAGUCCAGCGAGGAUGUGUGGCCUCCUGUGUCCCCACAGAUCCUGAUGCCAUCGGAGAAUCUCAGCCCAUACUCUGUUGCAACACUGACCUCUGUGUUGACAAUGGUGCCUUGGUACCCCAAGGGUCUGGCCUCAUCCUGACUGUAUUCCUGUGUGCCCUGCUCAGUGCUGGCUGA